Messenger RNA from Cadophora gregata, 1623 nucleotides. RefSeq lists its product as uncharacterized. The transcript has 3 exons. The record is from RefSeq and is a predicted model, not a curated record. Gene Ontology annotation, biological process: transmembrane transport. Lineage: Eukaryota; Fungi; Ascomycota; Leotiomycetes; Helotiales; Ploettnerulaceae. Bases 1 to 1623 code for a protein of 540 amino acids. Gene Ontology annotation, molecular function: transmembrane transporter activity.
AUGGCUUCAGUCCAGUCGUCUAUAUCCCGGUAUGGCGAGCCCACUCCCUCCAUGACGUCCAAACGAGAAACAAUGGACCUUACAGGAAGCGUCUACCUCAUCACUUCUGAUGGAGAGACUAUCAAACUCCCCAUACCCACAAAGUCCCGUCGCGAUCCACUCAACUGGGGAAUGUGGAAACGAGUAUGGGCGUUCGCAGCUCUUCUCUUGUCUGCUAUUUCAAGCUUUGGUGUGGUUCAAGUCGUGAGCUUAGUGCUUCAACCACUUGUUCUUGAGUAUCCUUAUGAGGAAACGAAACCAUUUGAUAUUACCAUCCUCCAGUCAACACCAACCCUUUUCAUGGGUCUGGGGGCCUUCAUCUGGAUUCCACUAUCCCUCGCCGUCGGUCGACGACCAGUUCUUUUACUCUGUUCUCUUAUUGUACUUAUAACUACAAUUCUUGCUGGCUUCUUGAAAGAUUUCUACCCACUAAUGACCGCUUUAUGUCUUCAAGGACUAGCAGCGGGUGCAUGGACAAGUUUGGCGAUCCUUGUUGUCAUCGACCUCACUUUCAUUCACCAACGUCCUAUCGCCAUUGCUAUGAUCUGGUCGCUCGUCGGUGCCGCCGACAUGUGCAUGCUAUCCGCCCUGCCUUUCAUGGCAGAUGCUAUGGCCAACUGGAGGGUCUUCUACAUGAUCUGGACUGGCCCUGCCGCCCUCGCCUGUCUCGCAGUCUUCUUCCUCUUCCCUGAGACCUAUUUCGUCUGGCCGGCAGUGGCUUUUGACGGGCGAAUCAUAGUCCAGAGCGCAACCGAAAAAAUCAAACUAUAUGACUCCUGGGAAGAAGUUCCCGGUGGCAAAGAUCUUCCAGAAACUCCAGGCUGGAGCAGAUACGACCUGAAGGUCUGGGGAACCACAAAAGGCGGCUGGAAAGCCAUGCGAGCCUGCUACCCACAGAUCCUACUCUGUAUCCUCAACCCUCUCGUCUUCUGGGUAGCUGUCCUCGAAGCUCUCGUCUUCGGAAGUAUGCUCUCCAUCGGCGAGACCUACGCCACAGUUCUUCUCGCUCCCCCUUACUCUCUCCCUAUUCAUAUCGUCGCACUCGUCAACAUGGCCGGGGCAAUCGGCUCGCUCGCUGCCUGGCCCGCAGCUGGUCUCCUGGUCGUCACUAUAACUCGCCGCCUGUCUAUGAAGAACAGGGGCGUUCGCGACGCAGAGUAUUACCUCCCAGCUUUCAUUCUCCCCGUCCUCGCAGCCGCCGCCAGCGUCGUAGUCUACGGUCUCGCCGUCCAGCGGAAGUGGCAUCCCGUCUGGAUAUACUUCUCCUACACGCUCAACUCAUUUGGUUUCGCUGGUCUCGCGGCUGCGAACUCGCUGUGGGUGACGGAGGCGUUUCCGAGGUGGGCGGCUCCUGCGAUGGUGAUUGUGAGUGGGUUGAGCUACGUGGCUAGCUUUGGGAUUAAUUUCACGAUUGUUCCUUGGGUUAAGAGUCAGGGGUAUGCGGGGCAGAAUUUGCAAUUGGGAGGGGCGAUUUUGGCGGUUGGACUGGUGGCUGUGCCGAUUAGCUUUUGGGGGAAGAGGUUGAGGCAGUAUAUUGAUGGGAAGUGGGCUGUUAAUGAGAUGGGGGCUUUGAGACCGCAGUAG